This is a messenger RNA of Rhinopithecus roxellana (golden snub-nosed monkey), 348 nucleotides long. RefSeq names its product beta-defensin 4A-like. The transcript is spliced from 2 exons. Gene Ontology annotation, cellular component: extracellular region. Gene Ontology annotation, biological process: cell chemotaxis; defense response to bacterium. Gene Ontology annotation, molecular function: chemoattractant activity; CCR6 chemokine receptor binding. The record is from RefSeq and is a predicted model, not a curated record. Lineage: Eukaryota; Metazoa; Chordata; Mammalia; Primates; Cercopithecidae. Bases 48 to 242 code for a protein of 64 amino acids.
GUGCCUUCCCCAGACUCAGCUCCUGGUGAAGCUCCCAGCCAUCAGCCAUGAAGGUCCUGUAUCUCCUCUUCUCGUUCCUCUUCAUAUUCCUGAUGCGUCUUCCAGGUGUUUUUGGUGAUAUAAGGAAUCCUAUUACCUGCCUUAAGAGUGGUGCCAUAUGUCAUCCAGGCUUUUGCCCUGGAAGGUAUAAACAUAUCGGCGUCUGUGGUGUCUCUGCAAUAAAAUGCUGCAAAAAGCCAUGAGGAGGCCAAGAAGUUGCUGUAACUGAUGUGGAUUCAGAAAGGGCUCCCUCAUCAGAGAUGUGUGACACGUGAACAAAAUUAAACUGUGGUGUUCAGAUUUACGGAA